UUUCCUGUUUAAGACAUCUUUUUGCCUGUUUAUUAUCACUUUACUUUGCAUGCAACCAGUGGAACGCUGCAUCGUUUUUCUGAGUGCCGUUCCCUGUUUCAGAUUCUCACUGCGCACUUUUGUGUCUCUCCCUCUCUGUUUGCCAUCCCCCUGUCCUCUUGCCUGCGGCCUUUUUCCAGCUCGCUCCUCCUCUUCUUCUUCAUCCUCAUCAUCUUCUGUCUCCUUCGCACUCCCUCAUGCCACCCUCGGCUCUAACGCGGCUCGACUGCGCCUCUCCUCCUCCGCCGCUCCGUCCGUGGACCCGGCGGCGGUGGCGGCGGCCGCCGUCAUCUUCGCGUCUUCCGAAGGGCCCCUCGGGGCGGAGCGCCCGGCGCUGCCGCCGCCGGUGACGCUGCUGCCGCCGCUCCUCUCUGAGCAGAACCAGAGUUGGUGCGGCGUGCAGCCUGUGCACCUGUUCUGCCGCGCCAGCGGUCCUCCGGAGCUCUCCGUCACGUGGGCGCGCGACGGCCAGCUGCUCAGCAGAGUGGACUACCACGUGGACGUUGUCCCCUCGCACGGAGGCUCCCUCGCCGUCGCCACGUCCUGGUUGAGGGACGCGGCGCCGGGGGACGUGACGUACACCUGCUCCGCUCGUUGGCGGGGGCAGGCCAAGUCCUCGAGUGCGCUCGUACGACGGGCAGGCUCUGACGCAGAUUAUCAGGAUGCAUGGAAUAUGGAGUUUGUACGAUGGAAAAGUGCAGCUCGUGACCACGCCAAGAUGAUGCACCUUUGGAAAAAAGCCUUGACGGAGAGCUGCCUCGUGGAUCGCGAUGGAAACUAGCCCCAUUAUUCCGGGAGCUGCUGCGCUGGGCGGCUGCACACAAAACCUCCUCCUCCUCCUCUUCCUCCAGCCCGGCACCAUGGCAACGCGGCUCCUCUCUCUCUCUCUACAGAGGAGCCAAACGUAGGAGCCGUCCCUUUAACUCAGGGCUGCGUGCUCCCACUCUCAUUAACUGCUGCAUUGGAGCGGCUGCAACGGUAUAUGUGAAACUAUACACUGAGUAGUGUACGCUGCACACACGUUUACACACUCGCGCACAUUCACAUCUUGUACGUGUAUAUAAAAAGAAGUGUUGCUUAUUGGGUUUUGUGUGUUUUUCAGCUGUGAGAUAUAUUUGAAAAUAAUUUGGCAAAAAGAUGGUUUUUUUCUUUAUUUGUACAUGACUGGGGGAUGAAGUAAUCUUUAAAGAUGACGGUUGCUUAUCUAGUUAGUCUCCAGCAAAGGCGCAUUCACAAAAUAUGUUAACUUUAUCUUCCAUUUUAUAAAAAAAAAUUUAUACUUACCAAUUUCUAUUUACACACACAUAUACCGUACGUGUACAUGCAGAC
Messenger RNA from Lethenteron reissneri (Far Eastern brook lamprey), 1368 nucleotides. RefSeq lists its product as uncharacterized. The record is from RefSeq and is a predicted model, not a curated record. Lineage: Eukaryota; Metazoa; Chordata; Hyperoartia; Petromyzontiformes; Petromyzontidae.